Molecule: messenger RNA, 3734 nt
Organism: Eriocheir sinensis (Chinese mitten crab)
Lineage: Eukaryota; Metazoa; Arthropoda; Malacostraca; Decapoda; Varunidae
Product: solute carrier family 49 member 4 homolog
Exons: 11
Coding region: 537-1949 (470 amino acids)
Biological process (GO): transmembrane transport
Cellular component (GO): intracellular membrane-bounded organelle; membrane
Molecular function (GO): transmembrane transporter activity
Source: RefSeq, a predicted model, not a curated record
UUAAAAUGGUUAAUCAUAUGUGUUUCUUGGGAAUAGUUAUGGGCGAGAUACCGGUAAAUACGAUCCUUCGAGUACGAUAAUCUGGCAACGGUGCCCAGGGAUGCCACGAUAUCGUACUCACCAAACUAGAUUUUCCCAUAUAUAACGCAUAAUGACUGCGCUAAACCCCCUAUAACUAACACUUCUAGCAAUAAAUAUAAAUAGUUGUCGUUAGUUUUGUGGGUGGGACAUUUUUUAGCCUGAAAUCGGGAAAAAUGAGAAGCUGAGAACGACAAUCUGGCACCGUCGAGCCUGCCUGCCUGCCUCAGCCACCACCACCACCACUCCCGUCCCACACGAUCUCUGCGUGUAACGAAACACACGAGAAAUCAAUCCAAACAAGGAAAGGUUUUGCCGGCGCCGGGGAUCGAACCAGCGACCAGCGAGACGGGAGAGCCACUCCUUUACCAGUCGGCCAAAGAGUCCGUCAAUACCUUGUGAGACACGCUGCCUGGCUGAGGGAGGGAAUGAUCGGCCGAGGAGUUUAGCAGUCAGUGAUGCAAGGAAUAAGGGACUUCGAAGCUAUGACUGCGGCUGCGUCCCCUCAACUUCACCAUGGGGAAGAUGAGUCUCUGCUGGAAUCGUCCAAAGUGAACUAUGGCACCGAGAGGACGGAGCAACACGACGGAGGCCCCACGCCAGAUUUCAGGACCUACAGGGCAAGAUUUUGGUUACUCGCGGUCUUCUCUUUGUUAUGUUGGGUUCACAACAUGCAAUGGAUUAUUUGGGGUCCCAUCAGUGAGAGUAUGGAAGCCGCCUUCCCUGGCUGGGGCCCGUCUACCGUGGCUAUGAUGGUCAACUGGGGCACCAUUAUGUUCGUGCUGUUCUUCCUCCCGCUGUGCUGGUUCACUCAGCGGUACGGGCUGCGGGCAGGCGUGGUGACCAGCGCGGCCAUCCUUGCCGCAGGCACUGUUCUGCGCUGCAUCACAAGCACCACGCCAGCCUUCACCAUCCUGUGCCACCUGAGCGGCAUUGCAGUGGGCAUCGCCAGUCCCGUGGUGCUGGCCGCCCCCACACUAAUAGCCAGCGAUUGGUUUCCCGUGAAUGAGCGAACCACAGCAAUGGCCAUCAUGAUCGGGGCUCACCAGAUGGGGGGCGUCGCCAGCUACUUGGAACCCCUCCUGGUGCGGCAGCCUGGCCCCGACGUGACUCAAGCAGAUAUCAAGCAAGACGUGAUGCGCCUCAUUUAUAUUGGAGCGGGCAUCGCGGCAGCCCUACUGGUAGCGGUGGUAAUAUAUUUCCCAUCCAAGCCUCCCAGCCCCCCAUCGAUCAGCUCCUCGGAAGGGAGGGUCAAGUUUCUACGGGGUCUGAAGGCUCUCGGCAGGAACAAAAAGUUCAUGGUGCUGCUGGUGAUUUACGGCGUGUUCGUGGGACCCAGCGUCAUGUGGCUCACAGUCAUCAACUACUCCCUGCUGCCCCUGGGCUUCCACCAAAGCAAGGCCAUGUGGGUCGGGGCGGCUGGUGUGGUGGUCUCCAGUGUGUUGCCGGUCAUCUCUGGUCGCCUAAAUGACCUUUGGCAAGAGCACACCAAGACCUUUCUCAUUGCACUAAUGACUGCCACAGCGGCCUUCUUUUACUGGUUCCUUCUUCUGUCCUACGGCGUUCUGCCCGUUGAUGACUGGCAAGUGUAUGUAUCAGCUGUGGGAGGCGUAUCCUGUAGCUACGCCACGGUGCCGCUCUUCAUCGAGGUGAGCAUCGACCUGGCGUACCCCGUGCCCGAGAUCCUCGUGACGGGCACUCUGAUCGCCGCCGACAGCCUAGCAGGAGCGUUCUUUCUGCUGCUCUUCAAUAUCCCUGAUGCUGAACACCUGUGGGUGACGUACACCCUCACGCUGGUCAGCGCCGUCACAGUCUUGCCGCUGGUCACCCUCAAGCUCCCUAAAACCAGGACGGACAUCGACAGGAAGUAACGCAGCCCCGCCUUGAUAAACCAGAUGAAAUUGCCUCCAAAAUAUGAUCAAGAAAGACUCUACUCCAGGGCUUGAUGGAAGCUGCAUAAAAGUUCAUUCAGUAUCUUUCUGUUGUGGAAUAGCGAUUUCAAAAUUAGCCUCUUUCAAGAGGAGGGUAUCAGGACACCUCUCCUCCCGAAAUUGACCUCUCUUUCGGCCACCUCUUUUGAUUUUUUGUUGUUGUUGGAGCAGCGAGUAGCGGGCUUUUUUUAUUAUUGUUUCCUUUUGUUGUGCCCUUGAGCUGUCUCCUUUGUUGUAAAAAAAGAAAGAAAAAACCCGGGUGAGAGCUCACGCCCACCACCUUAGUUAUACUGCCUUCAGGCCACGUCUUAUUCAUUAUGACGGUAUUGUUUUUGACUACCGCACAUUUAUUGGUGCUGUAAAACUAUUUCGUUAAUGCUAAUAUAUUUUUGUGCAUACUAAAUGACAACAAAAACCAAUUUUGAUCGAGAUUCCGCAUUCUUAUCACACCACUAAUUCACUGAUGUUUCUUUGCUUAAUGUUUAUCUGCCAUUAUCCAACACUAACAUUCGUAGUAUUCCUAAUUUUAAUACCCCAUCACCAUACACACCUCCACACCCUACACUCCUCACACCACCAACUCUCCCGUGACCCCAGACACGUCCUCACCUGCUGGCGUCGUCUCUGGAAGUGCCCUCUCUCCCGUCAUCUCGACACACCUCUCUUUCCCCACGCCUCCAAUUUCCGUGACGUAACACAUAUUUCCGCCUGCCCCCCUGGCUCCAGCGGAUUAACAUGAAUCACUUCCUACUCCUCCUUUGUGACCUGAUAUUCAUCUUUUCCUCCUUACUCCCCAACCUUAAACUUCUUACUCUGCCUACGCGUGACUUGGCAUUAACCUUAAAAACAACUUAUAUUAACAUAGAAGAUACAAAGAUACAGCAAUGUAUAACAAUAUAUAUAUAUAUAUAUAUAUAUAUAUAUAUAUAUAUAUAUAUAUAUAUAUAUAUAUAUAUAUAUAUAUAUAUUCAACAUCAUUAUUUCCUGAAAAUGUGAUCAACUCCCAACAGUCCUGCCUAAAUUCAUGUCUGCAUCAAAGCUCAAAAGGUCCUCAUACAGUCCAACAGGUAUAAUGUAUUAUAGUUGUGGCUCUGCUCGGUCCGGCCCCGAUUUUGUUCGGUGUGGCGCAACCAUGGGAGCUUGAUACUCAUUUCCCUGCUGUGGUAAUAAUAAUGUAUGUAUCGCCCUCAAUUUUUCACAAUAAAUGAUAAGAUAAAAGGGGAUAAUUUUGGUGUAUGAAAAGCAUUUCUAUGUUUUGUAUGAAAGGAAUAAAGAAUUCUCGUAAAAGCCUGUUGACAGGAAGAAAAACAUUUUUUUGCCACUCUUCUGGAAUCUGAUGUACCGUCCUUGUCACGGGUGAGAUAAAAGACAAAACACAUAUAUUUAUGGAAUGAUAGACAACUUCAUUGUGAACAUUUUGACAUACAAAUAACACUUAUAUAUUGUUGGCCAAAAUAAGUCGUGUACUUGUAAAUAAUGUGAAGUGACUUUGACAGUUAUUUUUUUUCUCAUUUUUAUUAAAAAAAUGGUCUAUAGAAUUUAAGUGAUACCAUAAUUUGGAUCCACGAACUUCCUGGCGGUGUUCCAGAAGGUCUGUCUUACAACUCGGUCAAAUCAAACCUUUUCUAUAGGGUAUGUUGAACCAACUCCUUUAUUUGGCCUCGUAUGGGAAAUAGCUCCUGGUAUAUUAUUAUAUUUUAAAUAAAGCAAUGCGAAAAGAUAAUA